Messenger RNA from Parnassius mnemosyne (clouded apollo), 3803 nucleotides. The record is from the annotation of a GenBank genome assembly. Lineage: Eukaryota; Metazoa; Arthropoda; Insecta; Lepidoptera; Papilionidae.
GCUUGCUACAUAGUUAUAAUUUAUUGAUCUAUGAAUAUGAUAUACCUAUAAUAUAUAUUUCAAUGAGGACUGAGGAUGAGUGAAUAGAUGAGGAGUAUAAGUUUUCUUUGCGUGCGUUUUAUAGCUUGCAUAUUUAAACUAAGAUCUAAGAUUUUAUCAAAGAAUUACUUUUGAGUUUACAAAAGAAUAUAGUAGUAUGUGAGUUUUUCGUUUUGUGUGAUUUAUCAUGAUCACUUGUGCUGCUUGUGUAGUACUCGGUUAUUAUUCACGGUUAAGGCAAGGAAGAGAUAAAACAUCCAGAAUGUUUCUUUUCCCAGAUUUCAUCCAUAUGCAGGAAACACUGAACAUAAGUGUUUUUAUAUAAAUAAAGGAGAAAGUUGCUGCGUUUGGGAGCUGUGCAUCACAUUAUUCUUACAGACCAAGGAACAAGAAAUUACUAUUUUGCCCCGGCACCUCAUCCCACCCCAACAUUUUCGAUAUUAUGGAGGAAGAAGAAUUUCAGGGUGAUUUUGAAAUUCGAAAACGAAAAAAUGCUAGCAUAUUUAGUAAGACAAGAAAAAAUUAUGGUUUGUUUAUACCCGGGGAUAUUGACACAGAAGAUAAACAAUAUUUCAUAAGGAAUAUCUUACGACCAAGUCCACGGGACGUCAGUAAUGGAGUUGUACCCGUACAACAGUUCACUUUAACAAGAAGUUCUAUACUAAAAGCUAUCGAGGAUCAAGCCAAACGGAACACGAGCCUGGCAGACAAAUACUUAGAUGUAGUUAUUCGGAAUUUUCUUGGUGAAUAUGACUAUGAAGUUCCAAUAUCAUAUCAUGAAAAACUUAUCAACGCUGUGCUUGAAGGAUGGAAAGAUUGGUAUGAUAAAUGUCCGAAUUUCAGAGAUUCACCUUUGUUGUACCUGUGUUAUAUUUGCGAUAUGGGCUGGUGGAGACUGCACCCAUUUCGAGAACAUAUUCAGGAACAUGACGUUGAAUCACUUGAUAUCAAACCGGAACUGAUAGAUAAUGAGUUUUGCAUGAUAGCAUGUACUAACCAGAUAGAACAUAAAAAACCCAAAUUAACUCAGAACCUAAAAAUUUGUUCUGACUGCUGGAAAUGUGGCAAGCCGGCCACGUUUCAUAAUUUCAAAAGUCAAAAUACAACAUAUAAAUGUGAGGGUUGCGACAGCGAACUCGUAUCGUGCACCAAAUUGUCACAGCAUGAGAGUGUAUGCAAACAAUAUCUGGAAAUGAAAUGUAAAAAAUUAGGAAUUGAGAUGAGUGAAUUCAAAAUAUGUCCUGUGUGUUUCCGUUGCUGUCUAACUCAAAAACAGUUUGAUGUUCAUAUGAUUGAACGGCAUUCAGUUCGUUCAGAUGAUCCGAUUUCAAAUGAAACAAAGAUAUGCACCCGUUGCAAAAUAAAGUAUAUUAUUUAUAAAUACCACGGCUGCCCAGCAAGAUACAAAAACACAAAGUGUGAAUUCUGUUUUAGAAAAUUCACAACAAGGUCCACCCAGUUAAUGCAUAUGAAAUUGACGACGGACACAAACUGUAAAGUUUGUGGCGAGGUUAUGCGUGAAUGUAUGCUUUUGGAGCAUAUGCUGCAUCACUCGAAGAAUUAUAUGCUUUUACACUGGUGUCGUAAAUGUAGCAAAAAUGUAUUACAUGUCAAUGAAGUUUAUUCUAACAGUCAUAUGAAGUUUCAUGGAAAAUAUGUGAAAUUAAAAGAAUGGAGUACAAAGAACCUUAAUUUCUACGGUCCAGCCGUUUCGGAGAUUAGCCCGAACAAACAGACAGACAGACAAAAAAUUUUACUAUUGUGUUUUUGUUAUAAGUACCGUAUAUACUUUCACAUACAUUUAGUUAAAAGCUGUUAUUUUUACAUUACAAACAGAUACUUCAAUUUUAUUUAUUUGUAUAGAUUUAUGGGAACAACGUUUUUGCCUACCGAUCGACCCUUAUAAAUAUUUUUUUAUAGGAUAAGGGUGACAAGCGAGCACACAGUCCACCUGAUGCUAAGUGGUUACUGUGGCCCAUAGACAUCUACAUUUAUCUUCGUUUGCUAAUCAAAAUGCAGAUGCGUUGUCAGCUCACGGCUGCUGGCCUCUUUUCCAGUAUAAAGGAUCUCCGGUUCUCUACAUUCACCAUACGAAACACAGCAGCAUUAAGCUGCCAUUUACGCUGGUAUUUUGUGAGAGCGUGGUCCUUCCCCGGUCGAGCCGACCCAUUCGUGCUACAACUAUACAAUUAAUAUAGCUGCAGCAUGGCUCUACCACGUAUGGCACGUUGGCACGAAUAUGUGUGUGCGCAGUAAAAUCAUUUAAAAUAAUGCAUUACCAUCCAUUUUGGAUUUAAAAGAGAAAAGGACGGAAUGUUUGUGAUAUUUUGUUAAUUAAUUUUUCUUUACCAUUUGUCUAUAUUACUUAUUUUGAAACUUCUCUGCAAAUAUGGCCGGUUAAUGCAAAAUAAUCCUGCACUGCAAUAUAAUCAAGUCGUACGCCGAUGUCUUAUCUGCGUUGAGACUGGCAGCCGUGACCGAAAUUCUGACGAGGAUAUAAUUAAUUCUUCAAAAUAUAGUUCUUAAUAAAAAAUAGAAAUGACCGGUAAGCAUGUUCUGUCGUAAAAAAACUCAAACCGAUUUUUUAAUAUGAAUACGGUUAUGCGACCCCUAAACCAUUGGACUUUAGCUUGCCCGACACUUGCAGUACAACUUGGCCAAAACAAUUAUGACAUGACAAACAAGCAUGACAGGAAUGCGUUUUCGGCGCCCGCACCCCGGCUCUAUCCCCGCGCUGACCAAUCGCCGUUCCGGUUUUCCCUCCCUAGUUCUAAUGACAUCAUUGCUGUCAUGCGCCUAAUUCAUUUGGUCACGUUGUAGAUUCUUUUAUUUUUUAUUUUUAGCAGCAAAAGGAAAAAACGGAACCCUUAUAGGAUCACUUUGUUGUCCGUCUGUCUGUCUGUCAAGACCCUUUUUCUCAGGAACGCGUGGAGGUAUCAAGCUGAAAUUCAUAUCAAAUACUCAAGUCUACUGUCCCUUGCAGCUGUGAAAAAAAUCAAACUUCUAAGCCAACGCAAUCAAAAGAUACAGCCGUUUGUGCCGCAAAUUUUCGACAUUCGGAAGGGAAUCAAAACCUACAGGGUACUUCCUGUGAACUCAGAAUCUUAAAAUCUGAUGUUGCUACCAUUAAAAUGUGUUACUGGUGAAAUUGUGGACUCCACAACAAUUAUUAAUGUACCAAAGAAAAAUUUAGCAAUAUUCAUGAAUGGACUAGAAGAUGAGAAAAUAAUUCACAUUACGUCAGACGACAGUGCUAACGAGAUUAUAAACCUCGAUGAAGAUUCUGAACCUGAGCCAGAUACUACGGAAGUUAAAAAUAAUGAAGCAGACGAAUGCGAUCUGAAUACACUGCAAAAACAAUUAGACGCGGAAAUAGAGAAGGAUGUUGAAAUGGAAGCAGAGAUAUCUAAUGUUUUUAAAGCAUCGAAAUACUACCAGAGGUACUUGUUAAAGGAAAAUGAAGAGCCUAUCGAGGACUAUCAGUUCAGUGCUGACAGUCAUAUUAUAAGAAAACCUGAUGAAGCAACAGUUAUGCUGGACUCUGAUUCAGAUGAUGGCAAUAUAAACGGAGAAUCGGCAUAAUUUACAGAAGACAAUUUGGAAAUUGUUACUUCUAAUGAAAGACAAGAAUGUGAUUUAGAUUACGAAGCGAAAAAACAAAAGAAAAUUGUAUUUUAUCCUUGUGUAAUAAUAUGUUGUAUUUACCCUAUUGCAUUUAUAGGUAUUUAAUACAAUAAACCAAAACAGUAUUAAUAAAAAUAUGU